AUGCUCUGUGCAAUUGGUGCGGGACCCAGGAACCUCCCACUAGGCCCUGAAAGCAGAUUCGCUAUGAAACUUGGGGCGGGCGGGGUUAAGAGAGCUUGGGGAGUGCGGGUGCGCCUGACCAGUGUCCUGCGCAUGCGUUGUCUUCAGGCUUCCUGUGGGCAGGAGUUUGGGAGGCGGGGCAUCCGCGUCCCUUGGCAGUGCGGAGCUGGGCAGCUCGAGGACUCCUUCGACGCGAGGCUGACCUCGCAGGGCGGCCCGGGACCCCAGUUUGCGGUUUCCCGCAGACUCCCAGUUGUCGGGGUCUUGGGAGCGGCCCGGGGCACCCGGACCCGGAGCACCGCGUUCCCGGGCGAGGGGUUGUCCCGGACCCCGUCGGGCUCGCUCCUACUUGUCAGAUCCCUGGGGUCUUUAUUCUGUGUCCUGGUGGCGAGGGACAGGUUGGAGUUAAGAACAUCAAUAAUGGAGCUAGCUCACGGUUUAUUGCUAAAUGAAGAAGCAUUGGCUCAGAUCACAAAGGCAAAGGGACCAGUGUUCAUCUUUGAAUGGUUAAGAUUUCUUGAUAAAGUCCUAGUUGCUGCCAACAAGUGCCUUCUGGAACUACAGAAUGAAGCUGUGUUCAUGUGGACUGUUGAACUAGAAAAUAUAGCUAUCCUCUGCUUUAAGGCUUUGGAAAACUCAAAUUAUGGGACCCAAAUUCAAUGUCCAGAACCUACAUCAGGCAGCUUACAACUUCCCGUAACUCCACCUUUGGGAAUCCAGUGCCCUCCACUGCUUUCUACUUGGUCUCUUCAUUCACUUGUCCUGAGAGUGGAUUCUAGUGGCCCAAUGUACCGUGGGUACUUGGAACCCACGCUGUCCCUGGUUGUUACCUUGCUGCUGACAGUUCCACCUUCACACACAGAAGUUCACCAGUGUUUGGGCAGAUGCUUGGGGGCCACCAUAACUACUGUUGGACCAGAGCUGCAGGGAAAUGCAGUCACCAUUUCCACCAUCCGCUCUUCUUGCUUGGUGGAUUGUGCCAUCACCCAGGACCACUCUGAUUCUCUGCUUCAGGCAGCUGCCAUCUCUUGCCUUCAAGAGCUUCACAUGUUUGCCCCACGACAUGUCAAUCUGUCCAGCCUUGUUCCAAGCCUUUGUGUAUAUGUGGUUGCUAUGAAUAUUAAGAAAGAAGCUGAGUCAAAACCAAAGGGAGCAAUGAAAAAUACUGAUGAUGAUGACGACGAUUAUGGUGGCAUAGACGAACUGCCUCCAGACAGUUUAAUAACCCUGGUGCAGCCUGAACUGCCGACACUCAGCCGCCUGUGGCUGGCAGCAUUGAGAGACUAUGCACUUUUGACUUCCCCAGCUGAGUUUUCCAGUCAGCUUCCCGCAGAUGGGGGAGCAUUUUAUACUCCCGAAACCAUUGAUACAGCAAGACUUCACUACCGGAACUCCUGGGCCCCAAUUCUCCAUGCAGUGGCACUCUGGUUAAACAGCACAGGAUUUAUAUGUCAAGAGUGCACAGAAGCAACAACUGAGUCUGGUGUACAGAAACGCUCCCCAGCGGUCAGUUUAAAGCAGGUUCCAGGAGCAAUGGCUAGUGCGGAAGCCUUGCCAGAAGUUAACAAGGACAGAAUGCACCUGACCCUAGGUGUGAGUAUACAGUUUCUUUGUUCCCCUCGACCAGAGGAGCCCAUUGAACAUGUUACAGCAUGCCUGCAGGCCUUACAUACCUUACUGGGUUCUCCUUAUGCACGAAUCCACAUUGUGGAAGAUCAGCUGAUUGGUGUUGAGCUGCUAAGUGUCCUGCACCACCUGUUACUGACCUGGAACCCACCCGCUAUCCAUCUGCUGGUCACUGGAGUUGUGCAGCAGAUUGUCAGGGCUGCUCAGGACUAUGGACAGGAAAAGAGAAGCGCUCUAAAUGAAGAGGAUGUGGAAAAAGAGUCCUGUCCUACAUUAGGAGAAGGGGGUGACACCGGUGGCCUCAUUCCUGGAAAGUCCCUUGUGUUUGCAACCAUGGAGCUGAUGAUGUUCAUUUUAGUACGGCAUAUGCCACACCUGAGUACCAAGAUGUUGGACUCUCCAAGUCACAUGGUCACGAAAACUCAGCUGUCAGAGGAAAGUACUCGCUUGGUGGCAGCCACGGUGGCCAUUCUCUCAGAUCUGCCAUCGCUUUGUUCACCGGCUGGAUGUAUGACAAUCCUGCCCACAAUUCUGUUCUUAAUUGCAAGAAUAUUGAAAGACACAGCAAUAAAGUCUGCGGACAACCAGGUUCCUGCCCCAGUCAGUGCAGCUCUUCAGGGAAUAAAAAGUAUCGUGACUCUGUCCAUGGCCAAAACUGAGGAAACUCAGAGACAGUGGACAGCUCUAAUUCGGAGCACUCUUGCCUGCAUCCUGGAAUAUUCUCAACCAGAUGACUGUAUGCCCGCGCCUGAUGAAGCGAGCAUGCUUACAGCCAUUGCGCUCUUCCUGUGGUCUGCCAGCAGUGAAAUAAUAGGAGUGCAGUCCCUGCAGAAUGGCUGCGUGAACAGAUUUAAAAGUGCCCUGAACUCAUGUGACCCAUGGGUUCAAGCCAAAUGCUACCAGCUUCUCCUCUCGGUCUUCCAGCAUUCCAAUCGCGCGCUUUCUACUCCCUACAUCCACUCAUUAGCCCCACUAGUGGUCGCGAAGCUGAAAGCUGUGGAGAAAAACAGACCAGCCAGUAGCACGGAACUUCUGGCUGUCCAAGAAGGAAUUAAAGUUCUUGAAACAUUGGUUGUUCUUGGGGAAGAACAGAACAGAGUCCAGUUACUCGCUCUUCUAGUGCCCACUCUGAUUUCUUACCUGCUGGAUGAAAGUUCUUUUGCCUCAGCAAGUCCGAUCUCCAAAGAUCUUCAUGAGUUUGCACUCCAGAACUUAAUGCAUAUUGGACCUCUGUACCCACAUGCUUUCAAGACAGUGAUGGGGGCUGCUCCUGAACUGAAAGCUCGCCUAGAGACUGCUGUCCGAGCCAGCCAGGCAAGCAAAGCUAAGGCAGCCGCCAGGCAGCCUGCCCUCACACAUUCUGCACCAACAAUCAAGCUGAAAACAAGCUUUUUGUAUUGUGCCUUUCCAUUCAUCUAUUAA
Messenger RNA from Apodemus sylvaticus (European woodmouse), 3087 nucleotides. RefSeq names its product HEAT repeat-containing protein 5B-like. The record is from RefSeq and is a predicted model, not a curated record. NCBI's taxonomy places the organism in Eukaryota, Metazoa, Chordata, Mammalia, Rodentia, Muridae. Gene Ontology annotation, cellular component: membrane; Golgi apparatus; endocytic vesicle. Gene Ontology annotation, biological process: endocytosis; retrograde transport, endosome to Golgi; intracellular protein localization.